UAGAAAUUACGUUAUGUCCAAAAAAGUUAACACUGAUAACCUGUAUAAAGAAUGGUUGGAAACAGCUCAAUUGAUUGAUCCACAGUAUGAUUAUUUCUCUUUUGCCCAGCUAUGCAACGAAAAUAAUUGCACAACAAACAUUUAUUAUAUGACUUUACUAACUAAGGUGAAAGACGAUCCUGGAAAUCGUGGAGCUAUCAAAGCAUUAAAUCAAUUUCAUAAACGUGAAAAUGAACAAUCGUCUUUUGGAAGAGAAUUUUGUGAAUAUUGGAUAAGACGUGAAACCUCUGAAGCAACUACAAAGGUCCUGAAAAGAAGGUUGGAAACCUUUGUCCAACUGAAUGAAGAUACCUGUGAAGGAAUUGAAGCCAUAUCAAAAAAUGUACUUCUUCUUUGUGUGUUUGUUUCGCAUAAAACCUUUUGUAUUAACUAUUUAUAUUGAUGCAGGUGCACAUAAAGGCUAAUUAUCACAACGCAGGAGGCAGGUCCGGUAGUCAUGAUUGACGUGUUUGGUGAGAUAAUAAAUACAAUACUCGAUUACGUACAACCAGGUAGAGAAUACAUUCGACCACGGUCUAUCUAUAUUGCAUCUAAUAUAGGUUAUGUACAAGAAUACAACAAGAUAGAGGAUUGAAGUGUAACACAAGAAGCCUCUGAACCUGAAAUUAGUGACUAGCAUACGCGUCCUCAAAUAAUAGAAUUCCCAUUAAACCUCACAGACAAAUACAACAAUGAUGACCAGA
Messenger RNA from Mycotypha africana, 743 nucleotides. RefSeq lists its product as uncharacterized. NCBI's taxonomy places the organism in Eukaryota, Fungi, Mucoromycota, Mucoromycetes, Mucorales, Mycotyphaceae. The record is from RefSeq and is a predicted model, not a curated record. Bases 14 to 442 code for a protein of 142 amino acids. The transcript has 3 exons.